AUGGAGAAGCAAUCGAUUUCCUCAAUUGAGUUGAAGGAGAAGAUUGAUCUCACUGAGAAAGAGCGAGAAAUCUUUGACCGGCUUCUCGGUACUCUCCGCUUUUGCAACCUCGAUACUCAGCUUCGUGUCGCCGGUGGAUGGGUGCGCGAUAAGCUUCUAGGGAAAGAUAGUGAUGAUAUCGAUAUAGCAAUCGACAAUAUGUCUGGAAGUGCGUUUCUUGAUAAGGUCAAGGAAUAUUUAUCUUCUAGAGACGAACAAGUACAAGGCGACACUAUUAUUGAAAGGAAUCCUGACCAAUCCAAACACUUGGAGACUGCAAGGAUGCGCCUUUAUGACCAAUGGAUAGAUUUUGUAAAUUUGAGAUGUGAAGAAUACACGGAAAAUAGUCGUAUUCCUACAAUGAAAUUUGGCACCGCAAAAGAGGAUGCUUAUAGGAGAGACUUAACCAUAAAUAGCUUGUUCUACAACAUUAACACUGACUCAGUAGAAGAUCUUACAGAAAGAGGCAUCGAUGACCUCAAGUCUGGACGAAUUGUUACACCAUUGCCUGCAAAAGCUACGUUUCUGGAUGAUCCUUUGCGAGUUCUCCGAGCUAUUCGCUUUGGUGCAAGAUUUGGUUUUACUCUGGAUGAAGAACUAAAACAAGCUGCUUCAAGUGAGGAAGUAAGGGUGGCUCUUGGAGAAAAAAUUAGCAGAGAGCGGAUCGGGAAUGAAAUCGAUUUGAUGAUAUCUGGGAAUGGACCAGUUUCAGCAGUAACGUAUCUUUCUGAUUUGAAACUAUUUAGGGUUGUCUUUGCCUUUCCCUCUUCAUCUGAGCCUUCACCAUCGGAGAAUUGUGGCAGCCUCUGCCAAUCCUACUUGGAAGCUAUGUGGAGCCUCAUUCAAACACCUGGGUUAGGAAAGUUCAGUGGUGAACAAAGAAGGCUUGCUCUGUACGCUGCUCUGUUUCUCCCCUUUAGGAAAACCAUUUACAAAGACGAUAAGCGCAAAUCGAUUCCUGUUGUCAACCACAUCUUCAAAUUCUCCUUGAAGCGGAAGACCAGUGACGCUGAAACUAUGCAUCACUAUUGUGAUAACGAAAUACAUCUUCUCCAGGACAAGCUUGAUUGGGCCACUGAUGUUCUUGAGCACUGGAAGUCCAUCUCCCUUAACGAUCCAGAAGUCCCAGCAACUUCAAAAAUAAGAGUACUCGCAGGGUUUCUUCUUAGAGAUAUCAAAGGCUACUGGCGUGUUGCGCUCCUAUCAUCUUUGUUGUUGUGUACGGUUGACGGCAUGAAUGAAGGUCAAGAAAUUGGGCAUCUGGAUUUCCAACUGGACAAGAUGCGAGAAAUUUACCUAAAAAUUGAGGACACCAUUUGUGAACUGGGUCUUGAUAACAUCUGGGAUGUGAAGCCUCUGGUGAAUGGCAGGGAGAUCAUGCAAAUUGCGGAUAUUAGCGGAUCCCUCAUCCGUGAAUGGCAACAGAAAAUUCUCACAUGGCAGCUAGCUUAUCCCAAUGGCUCCGCAGAGGAAUGCAAGGAUUGGAUGAGAGAAAUAAAAGCAAAACGACAACGAACAGAGUGA
This is a messenger RNA of Arabis nemorensis, 1563 nucleotides long. Lineage: Eukaryota; Viridiplantae; Streptophyta; Magnoliopsida; Brassicales; Brassicaceae. The record is from the annotation of a GenBank genome assembly.